AUGGAUGAGAUGGAUAUAGACAAGGAUCUAAGCUUUCGCGGUGAGAGUACUAAUAAUGUUUCAAGUUUUCUUAAUGGGAAUUUCAGGACGAAGAUGGCGGCAGGCUCAUUUUACAUACCACGAUCUGACAAAGCGCCUCUCGGGGAAGAUGCACAUUUUACCAUAGGUGUAGCAGAUGGCGUUGGUAGCUGGGCCAAAAAGGGAAUCGAUUCUGGAGAAUAUUCGAGACAGUUGGUUAGAAACGCUAAAUUAUCGAUUCAGAAGCAGAAAGAUCAAAGGAACAAAAUUCACCCAGUGGAAGUUCUCAAAGAAGCUUAUUUUAACACAAAAUGUCAAGGUUCGUCAACAGCUUGUAUUUUGACUUUAGCGUGUGAUACUAUACACGCGGUCAACGUUGGUGAUAGUGGGUUUGUUGUUAUAAGAGACGGGGACAUAGUUUACAAAUCAGAAAUUCAACAAAAAGGAUUCAAUUAUCCCUUUCAGUUAGGGAAUGGUGUUAAAUUAGAUGAUCCAAGUGUGGCACAAGAAAUUAAAGCUACAGUAAGAAUAGGGGAUGUGAUAGUGAUGGCUACAGAUGGAUUGUUCGAUAAUGUUCACAACCAUGAGUUGGAGAAAUUAGUACACGACGGGCUAGUGGAUUUGCGCAAACUGGAAACAUUUUCGAAGAUGUUAGCACAGAAGAUUGCAGAAUAUGCCCUGCAGAAAUCAGAAAGUAAAACUCUUUAUACACCUUUUACUGAAGAAUGCUCCAAAGCUAACAAAUAUCGUCCUGGUGGCAAGCGUGAUGACAUUACAGUGAUUGUUGCCCAUAUUUUACCCCGAUAG
Molecule: messenger RNA, 825 nt
Organism: Solanum verrucosum
Lineage: Eukaryota; Viridiplantae; Streptophyta; Magnoliopsida; Solanales; Solanaceae
Product: probable protein phosphatase 2C 55
Exons: 1
Coding region: 1-825 (274 amino acids)
Source: RefSeq, a predicted model, not a curated record